AUGAUCGUAAACCUAGGGGUGGAUGCACGCCCGGACAGAGUCCAUGUUGAUCUCUUGAACUUUCUGAAGCAGGAAAUUCCCGUAGCUCGCUAUGUUCUGAGUGUUUGUACUGGCUCUUGGAUCCUUGCUGGCACGGGUGUUCUUGAUGGAAAGCAGGCAACGACAAACAAAUUCUCGUUCAAAUCUGUUAAAACAUCUCACUUACGGACAAGCUCUGGUGUAACUGCAGGUGCGGACAUGGCCAAUGCCUUCCUUGUUCAUCUAGUUGGAGAGGACGUCGCAAAAACGAUUCGCGGCGUUGUUGAGCUGUCUGCUAGGGCCGAAGAUGAAGACGAAUUUGCAUCUGUUUACGGCUUGCUAGACUAA
Molecule: messenger RNA, 366 nt
Organism: Fomitiporia mediterranea MF3/22
Lineage: Eukaryota; Fungi; Basidiomycota; Agaricomycetes; Hymenochaetales; Hymenochaetaceae
Exons: 3
Coding region: 1-366 (121 amino acids)
Source: RefSeq, a predicted model, not a curated record